Molecule: messenger RNA, 1491 nt
Organism: Carica papaya (papaya)
Lineage: Eukaryota; Viridiplantae; Streptophyta; Magnoliopsida; Brassicales; Caricaceae
Gene: CCDA
Product: cytochrome c biogenesis protein family
Biological process (GO): cytochrome complex assembly
Cellular component (GO): membrane
Source: RefSeq, a predicted model, not a curated record
CUUACCUCCAUCAUCACAAUCUCUCUCUCCCUCUCUCUCUCCCUCUCUCUCUCUCUUACUUACUGUUCCUUCUCCUGUUUGGUUCCGGAGAAAAUCGUGCGAAAUUGACGAGGAAAUUCUACAAAUGAGUUUGCCAGCAAAUCACUGCGGAAGCGCUUUCACUGAUUUCUGCAGAAUUUCGGGGUACAGAGUUAACGGGAGAAGCUGUCAUGGCAAAUACAGGGCGCCUAUCGCCAUGCGGUAUGGACCUUCAGAAAAUGAGGAUGGUCUCCAGCAAGAUUUUAUUCUUUCGGGGAAGAAUAACGGAAGCAAAAACCUAAAGUUAAAAACCAUUGUAAAUGCUGCGGCAGUGGCUAAUUUGGCUGCAAUUGACUCAGCAAAGGCUUUAAGUAUGAAGAGUGCCUUGAAUUAUUUUCCUUCGAGUCAGGAAGGAGCUGCUUCUGUUUAUACCUUGGCUGAUGGAAGCCUGGGAGAACUGUUAGGAGGCUUCUUAUUUUCAGCUGGGCAGCAAGCUAAUGAAGCAGUUCAGGACCAGUUAUCUGCUCUCAGUUUCACCAGUUUGGCAGUUAUUUUUGGGGCAGGCUUGGUUACCAGCCUUUCUCCAUGCACACUAAGUGUUUUACCAUUGACCCUUGGUUACAUUGGUGCUUUUGGAUCUGGUAAAGGCAGAGCUGAGGUUAUAGGUGAUUCCAUCGCAUUUGCAUUAGGACUGGCUACUACACUAGCACUCCUAGGCGUAGCGGCCUCCUUUGCUGGGAAAGCAUAUGGACAGAUAGGACAGGGAUUGCCUUUGGCCGCAUCGGGUUUGGCUAUUGUAAUGGGUCUGAAUCUCCUUGAGAUAAUUGAAUUACAACUUCCUUCCUUCUUUGACAACUUUGAUGCUCGCGCUGCUGCUGCUAACUUUCCAUCAAGUGUGCAAGCGUACCUAGCUGGACUUACAUUUGCAUUAGCUGCUUCACCUUGCAGUACCCCAGUGCUGGCCACCCUGCUGGGAUAUGUGGCUACUUCCAGGGAUCCAAUCAUAGGAGGCAGCUUGCUUUUGACAUACACAACUGGCUAUGUCGCCCCUCUACUUCUUGCUGCUUCUUUUGCUGGUGCACUGCAGAGCUUGCUUUCAUUCCGGAAGUUCUCAGCAUGGAUCAACCCAGCCAGUGGUGCACUUCUUCUGGGAGGGGGAAUCUAUACGUUAUUAGACAGGCUUUUCCCUGCUACAAUGGCAAUGUAGAAAUAUAUUGUCUCUGAAAAGCCAUUACCAUACGAUAGAUAGAAAAAGAAACUGCGAAAGGUGACUAGAAGGGGACAAAGCGGAGCGCUAUGACUCGAUUUCUCUCUAUAUCCUAUCAUCUGGACGAUCAUGAUACUGAAAUUGCAUUUGGUAGUCAGUAAACCAUUCUGUUGUUGCCUUCUCAUAACUUUGCUAAAAAUUAAGCUUACUGUUGUAAAGUAUUUUCUUAACAUUAUAUAAUCACAGAAAUAUUUUCUCUGGAAAAA